Molecule: messenger RNA, 596 nt
Organism: Amaranthus tricolor (Joseph's coat)
Lineage: Eukaryota; Viridiplantae; Streptophyta; Magnoliopsida; Caryophyllales; Amaranthaceae
Product: sm-like protein LSM5
Exons: 4
Coding region: 123-389 (88 amino acids)
Biological process (GO): mRNA splicing, via spliceosome
Cellular component (GO): Lsm1-7-Pat1 complex; U6 snRNP; U4/U6 x U5 tri-snRNP complex
Molecular function (GO): RNA binding
Source: RefSeq, a predicted model, not a curated record
CAAAUUCGAUGAGUAUUGAAUAGUAUUCAUAUUUCAUCCUUGUUUGAGAAUUGAGCAGUGGAUCAGUCGUGCUGUCUGCCGAAAGAAAGUGUGUCCGCCUUCUUCCUCAAUUUCCAGUUCCAAUGUCGUCAAACAACCCUUCUCAGCUUCUCCCCUCAGAACUCAUUGACAGGUGCAUUGGUUCUAAAAUUUGGGUGAUUAUGAAGGGAGAUAAAGAGCUUGUUGGUACUCUUCGAGGGUUUGACGUUUACGUUAACAUGGUUCUUGAAGACGUUACUGAAUAUGAAAUUACUCCUGAAGGACGAAGAAUCACAAAACUCGAUCAAAUUCUGCUCAAUGGAAAUAACAUAGCCAUCUUGGUUCCUGGUGGUUCACCGGAAGCAGAAUGACAGCUCGGGCCUGUGCCUUUAUUGUUUUGAUGGUACCUUGUUUUUUCACAACGGCAGAGAGGUUCAAUUAUUUGUAAAACCUACUGCCAAUGUUAGGACAUCUAUCAUACAUGAAUUCACCAAGAAAUUAGAGAUGUUUACCCAUCGAUUGAUAGACGGAUGUUAUUGAUGAUUUGUAUUUCAAAAUGUUUUUACUCUUGAAGUUUC